This is a messenger RNA of Pungitius pungitius (ninespine stickleback), 2903 nucleotides long. Its product is annotated as mucin-5AC-like. The record is from RefSeq and is a predicted model, not a curated record. The coding region runs from base 159 to 1343 and encodes 394 amino acids. The transcript is spliced from 15 exons. Lineage: Eukaryota; Metazoa; Chordata; Actinopteri; Perciformes; Gasterosteidae.
CUUCGAGAGAGAGGGAGAAGGCGAGAGAGGGGGCCGGAGUGCCCUGCUCGGAGAAAGUGAAAGGAAAGCAGUGAGGAUAAUGGGCGCAACUCUUGGAUGAGCAGACAAACUACUGCGACACAACAGCAAGCGUGACUCUGAAUGAUCGCGGUGGCACCAUGACAUCUUUGACAUACAUGACCUACGCGUUUGUCUUCGUGUUCCUCAACGUAAUGCGUCCGUCGGAGGAGAUGUGUAUGGACUAUCUGGAACUGGAUAAAUGGAAGGAAAAUAAACUGGCAGAACACUUUGACGUGGUGAUUACUGAAGAUCCCAAGGACCAAAUUAUCUGUACUUACCAGACGACGUGCAUUCAGAGGCCGGAAGACCCAACGUGUAUAAUGCUAGGCGAAUGCUGUGGACCGGACAAAUCUAUCUGUGAAAAUGUAGCCAACAAGACACUGCCCGAGUGCGAAAACCGAUCUUCUGUGAAAGUCCCUUUCUUUCACAUCCUGUGUUUGAUAUCCCAACAGCUCCACAAGACUUCUAAAGUCUGCAACUACAAUCACAUGCUCCCAAAAGACAAAAUACUCCCAGAAACACCAUGUAGUGUUUCCAAUCCGACAACAACACAGACCACAACAACAACAAUAACAACAACAACAACACCAACAGCAACAACAACACCAACAACAGCAACAACAACACCAACAACAACAAUAACAGCAAUAACAACAACACCAAGACCACCAACAACACCACCAACAGCAACAACAACAACAUCAACAACAACAACAACAACAGCAACAACAACAACAACAGCAAUAACAACAAUACCAAGACCACCAACAGCAACACCAAAACCAACAACAACAACAGCAAUAACAACAACACCAAGACCACCAACAGCAACACCAAAACCAACAACAACAACAACAGCAAUGAUAGCAACAUCAGAGCCAACAGCACAGCCGAUAGGUCCGAGCACGACUUCCCAUCCCAACGUUUCCAAUCUGACAGCAACACAGAAUGAAACAACUCUGCCAGAAAUGUCAACAACAACAACAACAACAACAGCAACAGCAACACCAAACGCAAGGAUAGCAAGUCCCACUGUUCUAGAAGCUAAGAACGAGGACCUGCAGAUUCUUUUAUGGGUGUCUCUGGUCUUCCACGUCAUCAUGCCAGUUGCUGUUUACCUCUUUAUGCGCCACCAAUGGAGGCGGGACAAGGCGUCCUACAUGUACGAUGGGAACACAGCAGAGAACGAACACAUGGUACAGGUAGCCACCCCGCAAGCAUUAGUGAACUGCAACGAACACGGCGCACAAUCACUCCAGGUGAAUAUAAGCAUGAAUCCAUGAGCUCCUCCGCGUUCUGCAGACAGCAAACCUGGUCAGGUAUUACGACGACGACCCGCUCUCAGGAACCACCACCCACCUCUAGCGACGUUGUUCACACUUGCAUGCUUGAUGUCUACAUGCACGGAACAAGGUGCCUGGAUUCCCGGGAGGAUCGGCUCUGUCUCGGGACCGUUGUAAUGGGGCGGCGCGGCGAGGAGUUCAGACAGGAUCGUAAUGGCCUGCAGCAGAGUUGUCGGCCCAGAGCAACACUCGCAAAGGGUGCCGGCUGUCGAGCACGACGCGCUGCGGUUACGGUGUUGUGGUGUUUCACGUAUCUUAAUCAUCUGCUCAUUUAACCUGCCGCUCUUCAGUUUUGCUUUUCAGUGAACCAUUUGCAGCUUUUUGGUAGCUGGUUUUCCAGAGUUUCUUUUUACAAAGUGUUCACGGAUAAACGGUGCAGAAGGUGAAGUAAAGUUCUCCAGAUAGUGGGCCUCCAAAGACAUUUGUCUUCUUUAAAAGUGCUGUUUAUAAUUUUAUAUCAGUAAAUAUAUAAUCCAAAAUCAACUUAUAGGAAGGUCAAGAUAAGCUUGUAUGGUGCCUUUUUUCUUCUACCAAAUGUAUUUAAAAAAUGUGAAUAUAUUUGUUUGUUUUUUAACAAACUAGUAUUGUGACGUUGUCUCUGGUUGUAUUGUGUAGAGGUUUUUUUAAACUCACAGAUGGGAUCAAUGAAUGGAUUGAAAGCUGCUUUAGAUGAGCCAGAGGCUGGCGCCUACACAUUACUAUUUGAAUUACACAUCAAAACAAUCAAGGAGAGAACAUUCAGAGGGCGUUGGUCACUUAUUUAGCGUCCAUCCUCUGAGGGUCAUCUUAUCUCUUGUAAUUGUUUUUAAGUGUUCCGGUCCUUGGAAAAGACCAAAUGUUUUUUAAUUAUUAUUUUUUUAAGGUGAACUUUUUGGAAAGGAAGACUGGAGUAUUUCUCAUUUUGGCAGCAUAUUUUGUGAAACGCCUUGGGGAAAAAUAUUAAUCAGAACAUUUAAGCUAUGUCUGAUCUGUGUAUUAUUCAACUCCUGUGUCCUUUUGUCAACGUUGAAGAAAUGUAAUCUUACUAAAGGUCUUGAAGAGUUGUUUAGUGAUUCCAGCUGCUUUUAGACUGACUCGGCAUCCGCCAAACUGCUUGUUCCUCCCUCCCUGAGAGCAAGAUAACAACUCUUUGCUCUGUCAGCUCCUAAAUGGUGGAAUGAGCUCUAUGAGCCAUCUGUUUCUGGAAACUAAAGUCUCACCUCUUCAGACUUUUUCUAUACUAAAAGCAAUAACGAAUUGGAUCACUUGAAUUGUACGUAUAAGGGCUUUAUCUAUAGCAAGUUUUAAAUCGACGUAUUUAAUGAAAUUGCACUUUGUUGUUUCUUGUUCUUCUGAGAUUGUAUCCUUUUAUGGAUGAAAUGCACUUAUUGUAAGCUAAAUGACAUGUAAUGUAAUUCUGAUGGCUUUGGUUCAAAGAAAAAUGAGACUUUCUAUGUAAAUGUCAUUGGCAGCUUCCAGGGAUUUGGUUCAGCAAACGAGGGCAAAUAAAGUCGUUUUAAA